UCAAUUUAAUUGGCCGAUAGUUUAACACAAUUAAAGUUUCGCAAACUGAUUGAUUGUUAGAUAACUAUUGAUAGUGAUUAUUAUGAUUCGAUAACAAUUGGUAAUUUAACUGUUAAUUUUAAUCAUAAUUGAAACUGAUGUUGAUUGAUUGUUGCAAUGAAAACAAAUUGAUUGAUCAACUUUUACCAUCAAAUUAUUAAUAAUUUAUCCUUGGACAAUUUAUAUUAUUAUUAAUUGUGAUAUGAUGAUUAAUUUACUAACUAAAGGUUUACAAUUGUCAAAGUUAAUCACAAUUAAGUGUCUCGUUUAUUCAGAAAAACGUUUUCAUAAGGAAAGUGUGCAAUUAGAAUGACAAUUAACCAAUUGCAACAAUUAACUCAAGUUUGAUUAGUUGAUUAGUUAAUAACUGAAUCAAGGUUGUUAACCAUUAACAAUUAAAACAAAUGGUACAAAAUUAACCAGAUUUUCAUAAAUUAUCAUACCAACUUUAAUUUUGGUUUAAUUAAAUUAGAUGAUAACAAUUAGCUUUCCAUUUAAUUGUAGUCUCUACUUUGAACAUCAAACCUUUAAUCCUGACAAUUUAAACGUACAGUUAAUCACUAUGAACAAUUUAAUUGCGAUCGGAUUAAUUACAUUUUUAACUCUAUCAACUGGUUGGUCUUCAACAAUUAUCGGUGAUAAUGAUUUCGUUGAUUUGUGUCGACUCUUUAAUCAGUUGAUUGUUUCGGGUGUUAAACCUGAAGACGCUGUUAAUCAAGUUGCUAAACAAUUUAUCUCGUCUCUAUUAUCUUCAAGUGAUCAAUCAUCAUCAACAACAAUUAACUUUGAAGGUAAAUUAAGAUCACUUUCAGAUCCAUUUACCGGUCAAUUUGUAUUCCAAAACGAAACUGUUAAUGCGGCUGAUUUCCUGUUCGGAUCAUUAAAUCAUCUUUUUAAUUAUCUUCUAACAAUUAAUUCUGGUGGUGAAAUAAUUGAUUCCGUUGAUAGUGAUGUUGUUAUCAUAGGUAAAAGAUCAGCAAUUAACCGUAAUUUAAAUUGUGAUAAUUUACCAACUCAGGGUAUCUCAUUUAAAGUUGAUUCACUUAAUCAAUCGAUGGCCGAUACUUACCUCAAACAAUUAGAGGACAAUUUAAUUUUACUUUAAACUUUGUCAGCAAUUGAAGUAUCGAUGAAUUAAACAAAACAAUCAAUAAAUUUGAUUUUUGAUUAAC
Molecule: messenger RNA, 1211 nt
Organism: Panonychus citri (citrus red mite)
Lineage: Eukaryota; Metazoa; Arthropoda; Arachnida; Trombidiformes; Tetranychidae
Exons: 3
Coding region: 512-1144 (210 amino acids)
Source: RefSeq, a predicted model, not a curated record